AUGAUGCUAGGAAAAGAAAAAGUAGUUUUAUUAGCCAAGGGAAAGUACGCAGGAUGCAAGGCCGUCAUAGUUGACGAGAUGAAAAAAGGCGAGUGCUUCGAGUAUGUAACAAUCAUUGGUCUGGCCAAGGCUCCCAUGCCCGUGGCAGAGAACAUGACAGAGAGACAGAAGAAGAGAAAGGAGUCUAUCAAGUGCUUUGUGAAGAGAAUGAACAUCAGACACUUGAUGGCCACCAAAUACGCAAUGGAGAAUGUUUUUGAUAAGAUAGAGCUGACUGAUGUAACCGACAUGUCAGAGAAGGUAGAGCUACUGAGAGAAGCCGAGAAACUGUUCAAAGCAGCAUACGUCAACAAUCCAAACCACUGGGUAUUUAAAAAGCAAAUAGUCUAA
Molecule: messenger RNA, 390 nt
Organism: Nematocida minor
Lineage: Eukaryota; Fungi; Microsporidia
Product: large subunit ribosomal protein L27e
Exons: 1
Coding region: 1-390 (129 amino acids)
Biological process (GO): translation
Cellular component (GO): cytosolic large ribosomal subunit; ribosome
Molecular function (GO): structural constituent of ribosome
Source: RefSeq, a predicted model, not a curated record